This is a messenger RNA of Rana temporaria (common frog), 1613 nucleotides long. RefSeq names its product interleukin 10 (gene IL10). Bases 86 to 619 code for a protein of 177 amino acids. The transcript is spliced from 5 exons. Gene Ontology annotation, molecular function: cytokine activity. The record is from RefSeq and is a predicted model, not a curated record. Gene Ontology annotation, cellular component: extracellular region. Lineage: Eukaryota; Metazoa; Chordata; Amphibia; Anura; Ranidae. Gene Ontology annotation, biological process: immune response.
UUAACAGUUUGUGACAGUUUUGCUUUGUUUAUUUUUUGUUUUGUUUUUUUUGAUCUACAAGAUUACUUGACUGCCUGUGAAAAACAUGAACUAUUUUUAUUGUUUUCUUUUGCUCAUUUUUACCUGCAGUAAGGAGGCAGUGUGUCAAAGUGGAGAUACUGAAGGAAGUUGUCAGCGGGCUAUAAAUAUAUUCCCUGCUAAACUGAAAGAUCUCAGAACCACAUUCCAGAAAGUGAGAGACUAUUUUCAAUUGAAGGAUGAUGAAUUGGAUACCAUAUUACUUGAAAAUAGUUUAUUACAGGACUUCAAGAGUUCUAUUGGAUGCCAGACUGUAACUGAAAUGAUUCGAUUCUACCUAGAGGAUGUCCUACCACAUGCACAAGAGGGCAGUAUUGUCAUUGAAAGAAAUGUGAAUUUCAUGAAGGACAAAUUGCUAGACCUAAAACAGACCAUGAAACGAUGUCAACACUUUUUACCAUGUGACAGAAAAAGCAAGGCCAUCAAGCAGAUCAAGGAAAAAUAUAACAAGUUAAAGAAUCAAGGUAUCUACAAGGCCGUUGGAGAAUUUGACAUCUUUAUCAAUUACAUUGAGGAAUACCUUAUUUCCAGAAAGAAAUAGAGGGUUAUCAUACCAUUUUGGUUAUCUUAAAGACGUAUUCUGACAUAUUCAAUAGGAUUUUACAAGGAACAAGUGAAAUGCACAGUAAUUUAUAGAAACCAUAUUAAUUACAGUUUACCAUAUUUAAUGGUAAAAUAUAUUUGUACAUGCCAGUCACAUUUUAAGUGUUUGGUUUUCUGAAAGAAAGACAUGUAAUUAUCAAAGGAAAAUAAAAACAAAAAACUAUGAAGACCGAAAAUGCACACAAGAUGGAGUUGAAAGCUUCUUAUGCAUGGCCAACAACUUGGGAAGCAUGGAAGAUCAUUCUAUUGAAUGAGGAAACAUUGCCUUCAAGACCACAGGAGGCUGCAAUUUGAUCAUGUUGAUUAUGCUACCUACUAUUUGCUGCUGCUGCAUAUCAGUUUAAUUAUAGAUCUGCACCCUGUAAGCUGACAUAUCAGCAAUUAAUAUAUUCAUUUUUAUUACAUUUGUGUUCAUGUUGCAAUGUGAAAACACCCAGUAGAUUCUUCAAAGUAGUAAGGAAAAUCUUUUUGGGUGAACAUACUUUUCAUUCUUUACAUUUCAACUAUUUGCAUAAGCUGCAUGUUUUAAUGCUGUCUUAUUCCUAUUUAUUUUCAUGACUUGGGUGCCAUGUUUUAUUUUUAUUUUUUUCUCUUGUAAACAACCCUACCCAGGCAUAGUGUAAUAUUUUUUAUCAGGUUUCUUGCAUUCAUUUAGAAAACAGUUUUCUAAUUUAUGGAGUCAUUGUUAAUAAAGCUAUUUUCCUUCUCUCUAAAAUAUUUUUUGAUAAAAUGUAAGACUUAGUAAUAAAAAAUUAAAAGAGGGUAUUUUUUUACAGUAGAUACAGGCAUUAUACUAUGGUAACAUUUUCAAACGGGUAUUCCUUUUUCAGUUUACUGUAAUAGAUUUGUAGAAUUGUUACUUCAUGGUCCUACAGAGAAACAGCAUUAACCUACAAACACACAAUGGCGCAAUAUAAAUAAUAAAAAUGCUC